GCCCCUCCCCAUUUGCUUUAAGUCCUGAAAUGUGGGCUGGGGGGGGGAGCUUCUGAGCGGGCUCCUGGGCUGUCCUUGAGGGCCGGCUGAGAGGUGAGGGGUGAGGGUGGGACCGAGGAGAUGACUCUAGAACCCCUGCUUAGAAGGGCAGCAACUGCUGGGCUGGUUCUAACCCAGAGAAAGGUUUGGGAAAAGACCCCCAGAGGUCUGAGCUUGGCUGUGGCCUCUGCAGGUUUUACCAAUGACUUGGAUAAGGGCAUCAGAAGAACUUCCUUCAGAUGACACAAAGCUAGGAGAGACGGACACAGUGGAUGACAAGAGUUAGGGCCCUGAUCGUGGACCUCUUACAUGGACUCCCAGGCCCGAUGGGCAGUGAGGUGGUUGGGGCGGGGACAGCAGGGGCUGAAGGGGCCCUGGGCAUAGGGAAAGGGUGGGGGGAAGGGGCGGGAUGGGGUGGGGCGGGGGUGGGGGAGGGGAUGGGGCAGGAUGGAGCUGGGGCUGAGGGAGCAGCAGGACUAGGCCAUCAGUGCCCCAGGCCUCCGGGGUCUCUUCCCUGGAAAACAAAGGCUUAGGGCAGAAAGGAAAGCUGCAUUCAAGUCUCUUCUUGGCAGCCCUGUGGGAGGUGGACCUUGUUCUUGGCCCUCGCACUAAGAGCCCCGGGUGAAAAUUGUAGGCACAUGGGUUUAAGAUCGCUGUCGGGAAAACUUCCUCCAACGGGGCCGUCCCAGGGUGGCGCAGGCUGCCUCGGGAGCCGGAGACUUGGAGCCGCUGGACCCAUCGGCAAGUGGGGCCCCCUUGAGACCCCGGGCCUGGAGGCUCAUCUUCCCACGUCUCUUUUGGCAUUUUAGACUCUGGUGUUUUCCGGGCAGACACUGGGGGGGCUGCUAAGCCCUUUCCCAAUGGAUCGUUUGUCAAAAAAAAGCAAAACCCCAAAGCAGGUCUCCGCGGAGCGUCUGGGGCUGACGGCUGACUGACUGACUGAUUGCGGUUCCUUCCGCCACAGGCCUGAGUCCCUGCCCUUCCCCAGGUUUUGCGAUGUAUCCCGACAAACCAUUCUGGCUUCAGAAGCUCCGGCUCUGGGAGCGUGUCCCCGACUGCGUCCUUCCGAAUCCUCCUUACCGGGAAUCCUCCAGUUCCCAGGCUCCCCCAGGCAGGCGGAACCGCCCCCAGGCAAGGGGAGCUGUGCCCCCAAGCGCUUCGGGGCGCUCCUUACCUAGGGAUGGGCGCGAAUGAAUCCCGGGGGCCAAAGGAGAGGAGACAGGAGGGGUGAGAGAAGGGAGCCCAGAGCAGCGGGGCCCAGCCCGGGGGAGAGGGGCUUGACCCGGGGCGGGAAGCCCGGCCUAGAGGAGAGCAGUCUGACCCAGGGGAGAGCGUCCCGACCCCGGGGAGAGCGUCCCGACGCGGCCCGGCCCCGGGGAGGGGGCCCGGGCCCAGAGGGGAGCGGCCCCGGGGAGGGGGAACGGGCUCAGAGGGGAGCGGCCCCGGGGAGGGGGCCCGGGCCCAGAGCUGGGGCUGAUUUCUAGUCCUGCCGGGUCCCAGAGAGGGGAAACUGGGGGCUUGGGACUUUUUGUGCACUGCCCCGGGUCCCCUGAUGGCGAGCUUCCAAGAAGCCGGAGCCUGGGCUCUUUUCUCGGGGUGGCGCUGUCCAGUCCUUUCCCCCCAGAGGCCCCCGGGCCUGCACUUUCCCCUCUGGAGCAGGAAGAUUCUAUUGGAUGCCUCUGCAUCCGCUACUCUGCAGCUCUAGGACCGGGACACUUCACUUUCUCCCUCCAGCUCGGCAGGGGGCGACAAGGAGGCCUCUGAACUACAAUCCCCAUGAAGCUCUGCGAGACGGACUCGGAGUCCUUCGAGCAUCAGGCGCGGGCGCGCGGCGCGGUGCACCGUGGGAGGUGUAGUCCGUGCGCAGGCGCAUGGGCCUCCGAGGCGACGGGCGCCCCCGCACCAAAAUGGCGGCGCUCCGCCGCGCCCUCCUCGUUCGCUUCCAGUUGGGGUCGUGGGGCCGGGGGGCAGGGCGUUAGCGGGUAGCCCGGUGCCUUCAUAAUGUUUGGGGACCUGUUUGAAGAGGACUUUCCCUACAUCUCAGAGAAUCACAUCGAGAAAGGGACGAAAUCCAAGUGCGUGGACCCGGAGCCGCCGCCUCCGCGGGGCAUCACCAACCUGAGCGGCAUCCAGAACCAGGGCGGGACCUGCUACCUCAACUCCCUGCUGCAGACGCUCCACUUCACCCCGGAGUUCCGAGAAGCUUUGUUUGCCCUGGAUCCAGAAGAGCUUGGAUUGUUAGAGGACAAGGAUGACCCCAAUGCGAAGGUGCGAAUCAUCCCUCUGCAGUUACAGCGGCUCUUUGCUCAGCUGCUUCUCUCAGACCAGCAGGCGGCGUCCACCACAGACCUCACUGACAGCUUCGGCUGGAACAACAGCGAGGAGAUGAGGCAGCACGAUGUGCAGGAGCUGAACCGGAUUCUCUUCAGCGCCCUGGAGAGCUCCCUGGUGGGCACCUCCGGCCACGACCUCAUCAACCGCCUCUACCACGGCACCAUCGUGAACCACAUCAUGUGCAAGGAGUGCGAGAACGUCAGUGAGCGGCAGGAGGACUUCCUGGACCUGACCGUGGCGGUCAAAAACCUGACCGGCCUUGAGGAAGCCCUCUGGAGCAUGUACGUGGAAGAGGAGUUCUUCGAUGCAGAAAACCUGUAUCACUGCGGAACCUGCGACAAGCUCGUUUGUGCGACCAAGUCGGCCCGCCUGCGCAAGCUGCCGCCUUUCCUGACCAUUUCACUGCUGAGGUUUAACUUUGACUUUGCCAAGCGGGAGCGCUACAAGGAGACGGGCUCCUACACGUUCCCUCUGCAGAUAGACCUGAAGCCCUUCUGCGAGCAGAGCGAGCUGGAUGACUCGGAGUACCUGUAUGACCUCUUCUCCGUGAUCAUCCACAAAGGCGGCUGCUACGGAGGGCACUACCAUGUGUACAUUAAAGACGUCGACCAGCUGGGAAACUGGCAGGUGGAGGAGGAUGAGCCUGAAGCCGUUGCUGAGGCCACGAGUUUGAAAGAUCUUCCGAGUAUCCAAGAAGCAGACAACCCGCUGAUGGUCCUCAAGCACAUCUUAUCCCAGGAGGAGAAUAAGCUGAUUCCUGUGGACCAGCUGGGCCAGAAGCUCUUAGCGAGCAUAGACAUAUCCUGGAACAAGAAGUACCGGAAGCAGCACGGCUCCCUGCUGAAGUUUCUGCAGGCCCAUUCGGAUGUGUUUCUCGUCAGCUCGAACCCCAGCAAGGUCUGCCUCAGGAGGGAUGCCGGCCCUGCCCAGUCGCCCCCCGCUGAGCUGGAGCAGACCGGGCCCGCGGCCCCUUCUCAGGGCGAGGAUCCCGAGGUCGGUGGGGCCGAGUCUGCCGGGGAGCAGCAGGUGGAGGUGAGCGUCGAAGGCCCUCAUUGGUUCGACAUCAACGACUCCCAAGUGGAGCCCAUCCAGGAGGCGGACAUCGAGAAGCAGUUUCAGGGGAAGGAGAGCGCCUACAUGCUGUUUUACCGGAAGACCCAGCUGCAGAGACCCCCGGAAGCUCAGUCCAACCCGUGGUACAAGGUUCCGAAUCACCUGCUGAGGGAGGUGCACGAAGCCAACAGUGAGCUGCAGAAGAAGAGGGCAGACUAUGACUCUGUGGUCAACAACCUGGACCUGCACCUGCACCUGGGCCCUUGCUAUGAGUUUUACAAUGGGGCCCUGCACCCCUCUUCCUCCAGGACAGAAGAUUGCAUGCUGGACUUGACCAUCGACAAAAGGAAAACGUUAGGCGAUCUGCGGCAGGCCAUAUUUCAGCUCCUGGAAUUCUGGGAAGGGGAUCUAGUGCUCAGUGUUGCCAAGCUCGUGCCUGCGGGACUCCAUGUUUGUCACGCCUUCGAAGGAGAUGAACUGACAUUGCAUGAAAUUGAAAUGACCGAUGGGGAAGACAUCUUUGUGUGGAAUGGGAUAGAGGUUGGUGGGGUCAGAAUUCCAACCGGUGAUGACUCCAUUCCCAUCCUUUUGACUAUUCUUCAACUCACAAAUAACAAUAUGGGAGAAAAGGGGCAGUCGUUUAUAGAAAGACGCCAAGUGUUUCCCUCGAAUGCUAAAGUGAGCACCAUAUUCACAGUCUUAGCGUUCCCUGUUGGCCUCGUCCUGGUAAACAUUACAGGCUCUCGGGUUCUUGAGUUAGAGAACUGGACAGUCAUUCCCAAGGAGAACCUGGAACAGACAUUCAAAGACCACGGCCUUCAAGAUGGCAGCUCCGUGUGGAUAUUAAACUCCAACAGCUGUGACCAAAGCUUGGUGAUGGCCGAAGGCAGACGGAUGAAUUCUCUGAGCAACUUCAAUUGGAUGCAGGUUAAAAAUCUGUGCCAAGCAGAUUCCGAGGAGGAGCAAGUGAAAGUUUCUGCGACAAUUGAAACCACACUGUUGGACAUCAGAAUCAAGGCCAUCAAGGAGCUGGGCCUGCAGGAGGAGUUGGUUCAUAACAGCUGCUUGAGGCUGAUCGACAGGAAUGGGCAGCUUCUUUUUCCAGUGCCCGAGCAUUUCACCGUGGCCGAAGCAGAGAUGGAGAUGGGCAGUCUAUUGGGACUCUGUCGGGGCAAGGCUCCAACGUCCUCACAGCUGUUCCUGUUUUUCACUGUGGGCUCUGAUUUUGAGUCCGGCCUCAUGAUGGAGAUCAUCGUGGAGUCGACAAUUUCUGUGAGAGAAUGUUUGAAGGGGAUGCUGGAGAAAGCCGGUCUGCAAGGUGACUCAUGGCAUUUGCGAAAAAUGGAUUGGUGCUUUGAAGCUGGAGAGCCUUUAAGUGAGGAAAAUGCUUCCCUGAGUGAGCUUAUGAUCACCAGUGGAGACACUCUGAUCUUGUCUGAAGGAAAGCUCCCCCCCAAGGGCUUUCUAAAAGUGCCUGUCUGGUGGUACCGGCCAUCAGCUCCCUCUGGCUGGCAGGAGAAUCCCCAGAACCAAGUGAACCACAUCACUCACCAGGUGGAGGCUUUGAGAACCAUUCCCGAAGGAGGGGGUGGUUUUCAGGGGACAGACAAGGAGGCCGGUAGAGAAGGCAGCAUGUCGGUGGGAGAUCUGCAUGGAGAUAUUCCCAUUGUGGUCCAGCCAGAGAUUCCGUUUACUUUCAUGGGGGAUGUUGAGAUCUCCGAAGAAGCUUCUGUGGCGGAUCUCAAGACUCAGGCCAUGAUGCUGCCAUCCUUCAUGGAGUUCAGUUUUCCGUCGGCCGACUUUCUCAGAGCCUGGACCAUGGAAAGUAAGCGUCCAGGCAGGCUUUUACGAAACAACCAGCAACAACUCAAGGAUUAUAAAGUGGGAGGAAGGACUCAGAUCUGUGUGGAGCCCCUCCAGAAAGCAGAGAACUUGGGCCCCAAGGACAUGCUGCUGAGAACCCAGAUGGGCAUCCCCGGGGAGAGGGCCUACUACCCCACGGUGGACUUUGUCUGGGACAUUGUGAACGAGUGCACCGCGUCAUCCCUGCGCCAGGCCGUGGCCGCCCAGUACUGCCUCCCCAUGGACAGCAUCGAGAUCGCCAAGUACUUCCCGGAGAAGUUUGAGUGGAUGCCUAUCUCCAGCUGGGACCAGCAAGUUUCCAAGAGGAAAAAGAAGAAGAAGCAGGAGAACUUGCAGAUAGCACCUUAUUACCUGAAGGAUGGAGACAUUAUUGGGGUGAAGAAUCUGCUGGUGGACGACAACAAAGACUUCAGCACGCCGAGAGACGACAUUGGCAAAGAGAAUCAGACUAAGCUCUUUGUGGGAAAGAGGAGAAGGCGACAGGCUGUCCAGCUGCAGAGCAGCGACCUUGAGGCCGACCCGCACGUGCACGAGAAGGCUCAACGCCCCGAAGCUGGACUCUCCAUCAACGUGGGUGUUUUCAGAUAGCACCCGGGGGGCUCUGCGAGAGGCCAGCUGUGACCCACCGCCUGACUGACCCCCGGGCUUCAGGGACUCCUGGCAGCUGCCGAGCCGGGCCAAGUAGGCGGCCGUUUAGCGCAGAGGGUGUAGCUCCUUUCCCGGGAUGACGCCGAGGGGCCGAUUCAGAGGAAACGUCAUCUCUGACGUCCAGAAGUAAAACCAGUAGCCCGGCAGCGGUGGCCUCCUCUCCUCCUCUCCUCCUCCUUUCAGUUCUUUCCGGAGAGGCCCGGAAUCGUAUCCUUUGUCUUGACCUUAUGAAAAGCCUCAUCGACACUUGGUUCGGUGGCACCGAAAUGCGGUUGUAGAGUGUCCGAGCUGGGAUAAAACCCGGAGGCACGGGAGUGAUGUGUGUGGAUCUAAGGGGAUGCAUUGCUGAUCCCGGGACUGACAAGCACGUCUUAGCCUGCACAGAACUGGAGAGGAGCCCCUCCUUUCCCCGCCUGCCCAUCCUUUGACCCCAUGCAAACGAGGACUUUGUUUUCUUGAUGAAUCCUGGCUGAUGUGGGGAUGUACUUUGUGCAUCCUUUGUACUUGCGAUGAUCGAUGAUCGCUCUUCUUGCCAUUGAAUCGAUCGGGAGGAUGUACCUCGAGCGUUCUGGAAGCGUCCGGGAUUGGAAACGAGCCCUGGGAUUCUUCCCUCGCGUCGUCCAGUUUCUCCUCUGUGUGGCCUUUCAUGCGGUGCCAUGUCACAGCUGUCUCCUGAAUUGCCAUCGGUGUCUUCCUCGGUGAAACGGUCUUGUCUGAAGUUUCCGUCGAAGCCAGAGAUCGCGCUGCCUUCCCCGCCAUGUGCCAAGAUCGGUAUUUCUCGGUAUUUCGGAUGUGCCUUUAAGGUGUAACGUGACAUUGCUGCCCUGACUUCUUGAAGCUGGCUUUCCCUUGGGGCAGUGCGUGGAGCGUCACGGGUGACUUUCCUUUUGUGAAAAGUCAUCAUGGGAGAGUCAGAAAGGAGCUGCUUUUUAAGGGGAAACAGACCACUCUAAAAUCUGGGGCCUUGGUUUUCUAAUGAUCCAAUUGCUGGAGUGAAGGAAGCUUUGUGAUCCUUCCCCCUCGUCCCCCUCAAAUGUACCUCAGAAACUAAAUAAAGACGGUUUAUGUGAAGAAA
Messenger RNA from Antechinus flavipes (yellow-footed antechinus), 7012 nucleotides. It is a transcript of the gene USP40, whose product is annotated as ubiquitin specific peptidase 40. The transcript is spliced from 34 exons. The coding region runs from base 2041 to 5877 and encodes 1278 amino acids. Gene Ontology annotation, cellular component: cytosol; nucleus. NCBI's taxonomy places the organism in Eukaryota, Metazoa, Chordata, Mammalia, Dasyuromorphia, Dasyuridae. The record is from RefSeq and is a predicted model, not a curated record. Gene Ontology annotation, biological process: protein deubiquitination. Gene Ontology annotation, molecular function: cysteine-type endopeptidase activity; cysteine-type deubiquitinase activity.